UUCAUCUUCUUCCGUCCAUUUUGUUUUUGGAUGGCUGCUGGCAUCCAUGUUCGAUCAUUAGUUCGCGUGCGGUUUUCUGUGUUGAACUUGGAACUUUCGUUUAGUGUUAUCUAUUGUGGAAUCGCGAAGGUGUUUGUGACUAGCGAACACGACUUGCUUAUUCGCUGUGGUAAGACAAUAGUUACAGUUGUUGUGCAGUGAAUUAUUUAUCGGGAACAAGCGACAUUUUGAAGUGACGUGUAAUGUUGUGCAUUUCAGAUAGUGAUUCACCAAACUGAGCUUACAUGAUUGGAUUACCGCGUAGCGAUAGAGAUAGAGAUCGUAUAACGGUGAAAAUUCGUAACAUGAAGAGGAGUUCGUCGAGGGAUAGCAUCCCGCGUUCAAAGCGGACACGUAGUAGCAUCGGAAGAUACGACGACAGUUCAGACGAGCGCGUCACUCCAGACCGUGUACGGCGAAGGGUGCGGUCACCGAGCCCCCGGGGCCGGUACGUGUCCCCUCACCGCGACGACUAUGCUCGCUCUCGUGAAGUACGCGAGGAAUCCGUACGCCCCUACUAUAAAGUUCUCUGUGUCAGUGCAUUGCACCCCAAGGCGUCAGAUGAAAUCGUCAAAGACACUCUCUACAGAGAGUACAAAAAGUUUGGAGACUUCAGCAUCAAAAUAUCCCACGAGUUGGACGAACGCGUCGCGUACGUAUGUUUUCGAAGUGUUGAAGAUGCAAGGGACGCCAAACAUGCAAAGCCGAGGAUCAUUUUGUACGAUAAGGUGGCCAUAGUUGAUCCUGUGUACGAGCCUGUGAGGUCCGAGUAUAGAAGUAGGCCGAGAAGUAUCACGCCAACCGACUAUGAGCGCCCUUACUCCUACGCGUGGUCGCCAGUGCCCGACCGCCGUCGCCCGCCGCCAGACGACAGAGCCUAUGGCAUACCACCAUCAGUGCCACCUCAUCAUAGAGAUUUCCGUCCACCUAUGCACGAAUAUCCCAUGGCAGGCCCUCACGGCCCGCCCAUGCACCACAGGCCCCCUAUGCACCAUCCCCCACACCCCCAUUAUAUGCCACGUCCGUAUAUGCCGCGACCGCAUCAUCCUCCUUUUGAGAAAUCUGAAAACAAAAAAGACAAGUUUCCCAACUACCUGCACCACGUUCAGCCCGAAGAUGAUCCACUGGCCACUAGAACUUUGUUCGCUGGCAACUUAGAGAUAAACAUAUCUGAUGAGGAGCUGCGUCGUAUUUUUGGACGCUACGGCAUUGUCGAGGACAUUGAUAUUAAACGUCCACCGCCAGGCACUGGAAAUGCUUUUGCAUUUGUGCGCUAUCAAACUUUAGAUAUGGCACACAGGGCAAAAGUUGAACUUUCAGGUCAAUAUAUUGGUAAAUUCCAAUGUAAGAUAGGGUACGGUAAAGCCACACCCACCACCAGAGUGUGGGUCGGGGGGCUCGGUCCAUGGACCUCUGUAGCUCAGCUAGAAAGGGAAUUUGACAGAUUUGGGGCUAUAAAGAAGAUAGAAUAUGCCAAAGGUGAAGCUCAUGCAUACAUUUUAUACGAUUCGAUAGACGCCGCUCAGGCUGCCGUUAAAGAGAUGAGAGGUUUUCCUCUCGGCGGGCCCGAAAGACGCCUACGUAUCGAUUUCGCUGAUGUAGGCAACGGUGGUCCGUACAGGCCUAAGCCUUACGCUCCACCUGUAGGAGAAGACGGUAGGCCGGUAGAAGGCUACGAGGGUUACGAAGGUACUUGGGAUGAUAGUUAUGGGUAUGGGGCUCCAGGGUACAGGGGUAGGGGCGGCCAUCGCGGUCGCGGUCGUGGAGCAUACAGGGGUGCUUACCACGGCGCUGGCGACUACCGCGACGAAGAAUGGAGGCGAGCUCCAGUCGACGGCGAAUACGAAGGUCGCGUCCGUCAUUCUGGCUCACGUGAACCUGGUGUUGACCGCUCCCGAUCCCGCUCCCCGCGUCGUCGCUCUCCCGACAGCGAUUCCGACGGCUCCCCGCGCCGUACCGGUGGCAUGCUGGCGUCCUCCCGAACCCUCCCAGAAGUCGUACGCAAAGCCACCACUAUCUGGAAUGGUGCACUCAUCCUGAAAAACUCCCUAUUCCCCACCAAGUUCCAUUUGACCGAUGGUGACUCUGAAAUCAUUGACAGCCUGAUGAAAGAUGAGGAUGGCAAAAACCAACUGAGAAUCACACAAAGACUCCGUUUGGAUCAACCGAAAUUGGAUGAUGUUCAGAAACGUAUUGCAACUUCGAGCUCCCAUGCUAUUUUCUUGGGAGUUGCUGGAUCUACAGCUUCUAUUACAAAUGAAGAUUCGAGUAUUCAGACGAGGCCAAUGAGAAACCUGGUGUCUUACUUGAAACAGAAAGAGGCGGCAGGAGUGAUAUCCCUCUUGAAUAAAGAGACAGAAGCAACUGGAGUGUUGUAUUCUUUCCCUCCGUGUGACUUCUCUACGGACCUCUUAAAGAGAACUUGCCACAAUCUUACUGAAGAAAGUUUGAAAGAGGACCACCUUGUAAUAGUCGUGGUCCGCGGUGGUUCUGCUUGACAUAUUUAUGAAGAUAGUUUAUAAAUCUAUUUGUGUUUAAAUAGUUAGAUUAAGUUUUUACUUUGAAGUUUUCCAAAAAUGUUAUAAAUUACUAUCAGUAACAUAAAGUUUGUGAUGUUGUGUAGUGAUGUGAGGUAUUGUGGUUGUUCACAAGUUCUUAUGUUUAGUGCAAGUGCUGUGUGAUCCACAGUUGUAGUGACAGCAAUAAUUGCUAUUGCAAAUAAUGAACAAGUUAGUCUUGCUAGACUUAAAGCAAUCUUAAAACUAAGUGUAUUUAUGGAAACAGAGUUUAGUGUAUUUUUAUUCAGUGUAUGCUAGGUGAUGUGUAGUGUAAGUGUGUGUACUUGAAAAUAGAUUAUUAUAUCUCAAGUUGUUGUUUUUUUGAACCUAGUGAGUUGUGAGAGUAUUAAGUGUUAAGUGACCAGUUUGUGAUGCAAUAAUGAUAGUUAAUUGUCACUGAGUGUGGUAAAGUACAAUCUGAAGUUUUUCUAAGUGUUUGUGUUGCGAUUACAAAGACUUGCAGGAUAGACAGUAAAAAUGUGAAGUUAAAAUAGUUCCCACACCAAGUACUAAGUUUAAAAGUUAGCACCAUAAACUUCAGUUGAGUUAAAACUUAAGUGAGUGUAGAAACUUACCAGUGAGUGAUAAAAGUAUUAAUGGUUUGUAUAGUGCCCAUGGUCUAGGUAAGUUUGAUGUGACAGACACUAACUGUGCUGCUGAAACUGGCAUUGUCAGUCCUGCUGAGCUUCUGGCUGACUGAGAAGCAUUUUAUGUACACUGCAUGGGUAAUCUACACAAUCUGGCAAUAGUUUGGUGUUUUAGAUAGUACUAUGUUAAUUUUAAAUUGCUUUAUCUACAGGGUGAUUUGUGAUUAGUGAACACCUUGUAUGUGAAUACAGUAGGCAGGACACAGGUCAUUUGUAACCAAUUUAGUUGUGUAUGUGCAGGAUAAGGCACCAUUUAUGAGAUUAUAAUUUUAUGUGAAAAAAUCAUGGAAAACUUAAUAAUUAUUCAUUACUAAACUUACAUUUAUUUCAUUCAUUUAGAUGCAGUGCUCCCUACAGAAAAAAAAGUCUUUCAUACAAAAUUAAAAUGGAAAUAUUAUCUCAUAAAUUGUGGACGUUUGCUUAGGCAUAUACAGAUCUAAAUGAUUGCAAGUGACUUUACUAAAAUCUCUUACAAGGAUGUUCACUCAUUACAAGUCACCCUGUAUAAGAUGAUUUGUUGAAUUUUGGAAUCAAUUUCCUAUUUUGAGCCUUUAAGAUAGGUCCUUUUUCUUGCUAAUAAUUCUGCUGAAGGACUUCUAGGCCCAGUGCCUCCUUUCUUGAUCAUUAUUGGUGCCAUUGAUGACAUACUUAAUUACUUGUUCCAUCCCAUCAGUAUUUAGACGCUUUUCAAUCUAUUUGGACACAAAACCAGGCUCUGUUCUUCAAUAACGAUAGUACAGUCAGCGUCAAAUAGUUCGUGAUACUCAAAGUAGCCAAUAAAGCUCGGUUUCCACCAAGGCUAAGCGGAGCAAAGAAGUGUUUUGAAUAACUAAUCAGAUUUCAUUAUUUCCACUUCUCUUCUCCGCUCCGCGCCGCGGUGCCGCUGUCAAAUUCUUGGUGGACUGGAAACCGGGCUUAAGUUCGCGACUUGUUGUCCACUUUGGGUGUCACGAACUAUUUGACGCUGACUGUACCUAAGUAACCUUACCUGUCGGACUUUUUAGCUAUCUGUAGGUAUGUAACUCCGAUUUUUCAAAGAGCAAGAGGAUUGAUUGGGAUGAUUAUCCAAAAAGUCGAAUUGGCCGGUCACGAGAAGCAGAUUUUUAAGGAGGCAAGUAUCUAUCCUAUCUAAAAGGGAUAAAAUUAACGUAAAAAAUGCCAAAACAUCAUCAUCAUGAUUCAUGACUGCUAAAUGGUGCAUUUAUCGAUACGUUUUCGGUACCCGGACUCAUGAGUUUUUACCCGACUGCGCCAGAAGGAGGGUUAUGUUUUUGCUUAUUGGAAACCGUUACACCACCUACAAUCUGGGUAAUUUGAUACCCAUGUAGUAGUUAGUACACAGUAGGUACAUACUUUAGCGCACUAAGGUACCUACUUCCCCAAGGGUCACACAAUGGCGAAAACCUUCAAAUUAAAUCACUUAAGUCGGGGAGUCAUCACAUAGAGGUACACACGCACAUAUUUUCAUGUAUUUAGGUACACUCAUGCGCAUACAUCAUAGACGUGAUCAUACUCGCAAAAAAUGCUGUAGGGUUGCAGCGGCACUAAAGAGCAGCGGUACUCAACCUUCUUUCAAAGCAAUUAAUUUUAAUUUUGGUGCCUCUCUCAGUUUCUCAAUAAAAGUUUUUAAUUAAGCCAGAUGGCUUUUACAAAAGUUUGACUGGCCGUAGGUUGAGUACGAGACUGUCUCCGAAUGCGUAGGUAACCUCGAUAAAAACAUCAAGUGUAAACACACAUCUUAUCAUUUCGUGCUCUUUGUUUUGUUCUCUUUCUUUCUAGGUAGCCUGGGUGACCCGGUUCCAGUACAGCAUGGGCACGUGUGGUCUCCAUCUGCAGAAAGCCGUGUCAACCUAGUUUCGUGAGAUAUGUAAAACUUAUCAGUGGUUGUGUCGUAAAAAGUGCUGU
This is a messenger RNA of Ostrinia furnacalis (Asian corn borer), 5149 nucleotides long. RefSeq names its product RNA-binding protein spenito (gene nito). The coding region runs from base 285 to 2537 and encodes 750 amino acids. NCBI's taxonomy places the organism in Eukaryota, Metazoa, Arthropoda, Insecta, Lepidoptera, Crambidae. The transcript has 3 exons. The record is from RefSeq and is a predicted model, not a curated record. Gene Ontology annotation, molecular function: RNA binding.